Molecule: messenger RNA, 1111 nt
Organism: Phycomyces blakesleeanus NRRL 1555(-)
Lineage: Eukaryota; Fungi; Mucoromycota; Mucoromycetes; Mucorales; Phycomycetaceae
Exons: 3
Coding region: 150-1013 (287 amino acids)
Molecular function (GO): hydrolase activity
Source: RefSeq, a predicted model, not a curated record
GUUAAUUGACUCCGAUUUGCACAUUCAUGUGCACGAAUCUCUUCUUUACUGUUGGCAGUAAAUAAUAAUAAGAGAGAUAAAGAAAAAAAAGAAUGCUCAAACCAGUAUAUAUCCUGUGUUUCUGCUGGAGUCUACUAGCCUCAACUGUAAUGUGCAAGUUGGGUGAUAUUCCCUCUCCACGCAUUGUUGCAAUGGGCGAUCUGCAUGGUGACUAUGACAAUACCCUCACUAUUCUCCAGUUUGCUGGAAUUGCCAACCAGACUGGCCAUUGGAUCGGCAAAGACGCAAUUUUCGUCCAAACGGGAGAUGUCGUCGAUCGCGGGCUUGAUACUAUCCGGUUGUAUGACCUCAUUCAACAACUUCGAGAAGAAGCUAGAGAUGCCGGCGGGCUAGUGAUCCCUUUGCUAGGUAACCAUGAAAUUAUGAAUCUUGUUGGAGACCUUCGUUACGUGAGACCUGAAGAAACAGCUACAUUUGGUGGAGCCAAGGAGCGUUCCAAAGCCUGGGCUGCCGAUGGAUUUAUUGGCAGUUACCUCAUUAAUCUCAACAUGACUACCAAAGUUGGAUCCUCUGUCUUUUGCCACGGUGGAAUUCACCCUUACUUUGCCAAGUUUGGUGUCGACUGGAUCAAUGACCAAACUCACCAAUCUAUCGAAGGAUACAUGAAAGGACGAGGUCGGCACGGUGAUCCUGAGGGAGUAUUUAGCGGCGAAGGACCAACAUGGUACCGUGGUUAUGCUCUUGAUCCUGAAGAAGAUGUCUGUCCUAUGCUCGAUGCAGCCCUCAAGAUGAUGGAGGCUGAUCGCAUUGUUGUUGGUCACACCGUCCAAAGAGAUGGAAAGAUUCACACUCGUUGUGAUGGAAAGGUUGUCUUGAUUGAUAUUGGUAUCUCCUAUGUGUAUGGUGGGCAUCGAGGUGCUAUUGAAAUUAUCGGAGACCAGGUUAUAGCCAUCUACGAAGAUAGAAAGGAACUCUUGAGUCCUCAACCCAAACCUUUUCACAUAGAAUUAUAAAGAGAAGUAUUGUCUUGGUUUGUCAGCUUAUUGAAAAGAAAAAGGGCAAUUGAAAGAUUCUCGUAAAUAAGAAGUUAAUAAAUAAAGGGAUAGAAAUG